Paramuricea clavata is the source of this 851-nucleotide messenger RNA. The record is from the annotation of a GenBank genome assembly. Lineage: Eukaryota; Metazoa; Cnidaria; Anthozoa; Malacalcyonacea; Plexauridae.
AUGAACGUAAAGUUAUCAAAGCGAGAAAAUACGACGGCGAAAUCUGUCAAUGAUAUGGCCAGUCAAUUUCCUAAAGUUUUUCAAGGGCUUGGUUGUUUCAAGAAACCCUAUCAUAUCCAAGUGGACUCGAAAGUUACUCCAGUUGUGAGCACAUUGAAGAGUCAACCGGUAGCGCUGAGAGAUCGACUUAAACAGUCCGUGGAUGAAAUGGAAGCAGAUGGGGUAAUCGAGAAAGUCGAUCAAUUCUGUUGUAGUGGUAAUGAAACCUAACAGCAACAAGUUACGGAUUUGCCUAGACCCAAGACCAUUAAACUAAGCGAUCCAGAGAGAGCACUACACGAUGCCAACCAUUGAAGAAAUAACGUGUCGCAGGAGCUACGGUGUUUUCGAAGUUAGACGCUAACCACGGCUAUUGGCAAGUCGCAUUAGAUGACGAAAGCCAGUUGCUAACAACGUUUAACACGGAAUUUGGUCGAUAUUGCUAUAAGCGAAUGUCUUUUGGAAUUAAGUCCGCCCAGGAAGUGUUUCAGAAGCGUAUGAGCCAAUCAUUCGGUGAUCUCGAAGGCGUAGAGACCGACGUUGACGAUAUCUUAGUUUGGGGUACCACAACCGAAGAACAUGAUCAGCGUCUGAAGUAUACUUUACAGCGGUGUGAAGAAAUCAACCUUACCCUAAACCAGAGGAAAUGCGAAUUUGGUACAACUGAAGUCGUGUACAUUGGUCAUAAACUAACCGCAGAAGGGGUUAAACCAAUCGAGUCACUUCACCUUCUUGCAAGAAAGUCGCAGAAUGGUCAACUGCGAAAUUUAUCCCCAACAUGUCUACUAUCACCGACCAGACUAAAAUCGUGA